AUGGUCUCUGUUCUACCUAAUUCCGAUAUUCCCACACACUGCAAGGCAGGUGUCGUGGUCAACGAGGGACCAGAUUUUCAUAUUGAGAUACAGAUGGUGCCAGUUCCAGAGACAGGUCCUGACGAGAUUCUUAUUCGUCUUAAUUUCACGGGACUCUGCACAUCAGAUAUUCAUUUUAUGAAGGGGGAUAUUGGUUUCCCGCCAAUGUCACAUUAUGGUGUCCGAUCCCCUGGUCACGAGGGUGCCGGUAUAGUUGUCAAGACUGGAGCCAAUGUGAGGAACUUCAAACUUGGAGAUAGGGUCGGCGUCAAGCCCCUGGUGGAUACGUGCCAUGGGUGUGAUCUGUGCUGGGGUGGUAAGGAAACUUACUGCAAGAAAGGUAUUCAUUCAGGCCUUAUGACUGCAGGAACAUAUCAACAGUAUAUCACCUCUCCAGCACGAUACGCAUCUCCGAUCCCAGAUGGGGUCCCCGAUGAAGUUGCCGCACCUAUAAUGUGUAGUGCAAGUACCAUGCAUCAAUCACUGGUGGAAUCCCACCUUCCAGCUGGUUCGUGGGUGGUCUUUCCUGGUGGAGGUGGUGGGGUGGGUAUACAGGGUGUUCAAUUGGCCAAAGCGAUGGGCAUGCGACCUAUCGUUGUAGACACAGGUGAUGAAAAACGCGAGUUAGCCCUGAGAAUGGGAGCAGAGGCAUUCGUGGAUUUCAAGACAGCAGGUGAUCCCGUGGCGGCGGUGGUUCAAGUGGCCGAUGGUGUUGGUGUCCAUGGUGUUUUCGUCACUGCGCCGGCAGCAUACAAGGAUGCUGUGUCGUAUAUCGGGGGUCGAAUCGGGGCCAUUGUUAUGUGCAUUGGGAUCCCUGCAGCUGGAACGAUGGUUCUUGGAGCUGAUCCUAUGGAGUUUAUUCUGAAGAACCUGAGUAUCAAGGGCACGUUAGUAGGAAGCCGUCGGGACACUGCUUGUGCAUUGGACUUUGCGAAAAGGGGCAUGCUACGGCAGAUCAGUGAGGUUUAUCCAAUCAAUCGGCUUCCUGAGGCUGUGGAUAAACUAAACCGGGGGGGAAGUUGCGGGGCGCAUUGUGGUUGA
Messenger RNA from Penicillium pulvis, 1080 nucleotides. Its product is annotated as zinc-dependent alcohol dehydrogenase. The transcript has 3 exons. NCBI's taxonomy places the organism in Eukaryota, Fungi, Ascomycota, Eurotiomycetes, Eurotiales, Aspergillaceae. Gene Ontology annotation, molecular function: zinc ion binding; oxidoreductase activity. The record is from RefSeq and is a predicted model, not a curated record. The coding region runs from base 1 to 1080 and encodes 359 amino acids.